This is a messenger RNA of Impatiens glandulifera, 2935 nucleotides long. Its product is annotated as protein NETWORKED 1C-like. Gene Ontology annotation, molecular function: actin filament binding. The record is from RefSeq and is a predicted model, not a curated record. Lineage: Eukaryota; Viridiplantae; Streptophyta; Magnoliopsida; Ericales; Balsaminaceae. Gene Ontology annotation, cellular component: plasma membrane. Bases 381 to 2807 code for a protein of 808 amino acids. The transcript is spliced from 3 exons.
AUAAUUAGCACUCAUCUCAUUCUCUCUCUCUCUUCUGCUCGAGCUUCGCGUCCUUUGUCUCUUUCUCUCUCACACACUACAACAUCCCCUACGGCACGAAAUAUGAGAGAGAGAGGACAGUGGUUUCGCUUUUUCAUCUCUGCUUCAACAAGAAGAAGAAAAGCAGAAACAGAGAGAGACUCAGAAUGCGCUGAAUUUUACAAUCUCAGACAUCUCCACAUGUCCAAACCUCUUCUUCUCUCUUCUUAAUGCUGAGCUUACAUUUCAUUCUAUCUUCCUUCUUCCUUCUUCUUAAUGAAUGAGUGAAUGAAUGCCUUCUCCUUUCAGAAUCCAGACAGUAGUAACCUUCAUUUGCGACAGAAUCGAAUCCAAUCAUAUUCAUGGCGACACCACUGAAUUCGGAUUGGAGGCGUUCUUACUCUUGGUGGUGGGACAGUCACAUUAGCCCUAAGAACUCCAAAUGGCUUCAACACAAUCUCACCGAUAUGGAUGGAAAGAUCGAAUCAAUGAUCAAGCUUAUUGAAGAAGACGCUGAUUCCUUCGCCAGAAGAGCAGAAAUGUUCUACGAAAAACGACCAGAGCUCAUCAAACUGAUAGAGGAAUUCUACCGAGCAUAUCGCGCCUUAGCUGAAAGAUACGACCACGCAACAGGCGAGCUUCGCCAUGCUCAUAAAACUAUUGCACAAGCAUUUCCUGACCGAGUAUCAUCAUCAUCAUCGUCGUCCCUCGAUGAUGAAUUCGUAUUCGCAGAAACUGAAGUGGAGAAUCUAAAGAAAGCUCUUGCCGAAAUGCAAACUGAUAAGGAAUCUUUUCUUAUUAACUACCAGAAUAAGAUGAAACGUUCUUCCGACUUGGAUCGCGAAAUCACUUCUGCACAGAAGAAUUCGGCAUGGCUGGAUGAAUUGGCGGAGAGAGCAGAAACUGAAGCUCGGAAACUGAAGGAAGAACUUGUUAGGUUUGAGUCCGAAAGGGAUCACUGUCUCGAGAAGAUAACAUAUUUGGAAGAGAAGCUUUCGCUCGCUAUGGAAGAAUCGGGGAGGCUUAAGGAGAGUGCCGAAAGAGCUGAAAAUGAAGUUAGGAACUUGGAAAUGGCUCUCGACGAAUUAAACAGAGAGAAAGAUGACGCGGCCAUUCAAUAUAGGAAUUGCCUGGAGAAAAUUACAAAGCUAGAGGAUGAUCUGGUGAAGAAGAUCUCAAUGAAGGAUCGGGAGCUUUCAGAGAAUCGGGAGGAUUUGGAGCAAAAGAACUAUUCGUUACUGCUCGAGUGUCGAAAACACAUCGAGGCCUCGAAAUUGGCAGAGAAACUGAUCAAUGAUCUGGAGUGCGAAAAUCUGGAGCAACAAGUGGAAGGUGAAAUCCUGUUGGAAGAAAUAGACAAACUGAGGCUUGGUUUUCUCAAGGUUUUCAGGGCUCUGGAAGUUCAUCGUGUCCAAAAUGAGAUGGAAUUCUCGUUUCUUCCUGUUUUAGGGAGGAUCGAGGACUUGAAAUUCUCUCUUGUGAGUUACGAGGACAGAUGUCAGCUCCUUUCAGUGGAGAAUGCAGUUCUUCUGGCUUUACUAGGCCAACUGAAACUUGAUGAAAGGGAAGUUGUUGUUGUUGUUGAGGAGGAGGAGAAGGAAGCCCUAAAUCUUGAAAUUGCUGAAAAUGUUGUAAGAGAAGACAAUUUUGAGAUGUGGGAGGCUGAGGCGGCAACUUUUUAUUUUGAUUUCCAACUUCCAAACGUCCUCCGCGAAGUUCUUUUCGAGGGUAAGGUCCACGAACUAUCUGAAUCAUAUGAGGCUCUUGAAAAGGAAACAGCUUCCAAAACAAUGGAGAUGGAAAGGAUUAAAGAGAGAUUUGUUUUCAUGGAAAGUGAGAUUGGAGACUUGAAGGCUCAAUUAUCAGCUUAUGUCCCAGUUAUCGAUUCUCUGAGGAAUAAUAUAGAGUCGCUCGAGCAUAACAUCCUCAAGGAUGCCUAUUUUGAACUUCAUUCUAGCAGGGAUAAAAAUAGUCCAAAAGAUGGUGUAUCGGAGUUGCAAAGUUUGCAGUUCAGAGUGGAGUCAGUUACCCGCGUACUGCAAAAGUUUCCCAUGCGAUCAAUGAUCGGAAAUGAAAUGACGAAACCCGAAAUCCUAGAGUCGAGCAUCGACGAUCUGACAAAAGACAUUCCACUUGAUCAGGCAUCAGACGCUUCUAGUUCUUUACAUAGAGCAAACAACAGGAUAGCAGGGAGGAAUCACAAGGCAGAUGAUCAGAUGCUUGCUUUGUGGGAAACCACAGCUGAAGACUGCAGCUUUAUUCACACAUAUGCUUCUUCUUCUGUUCCUUGGGAUUUAAAAGCCCAGAUCACAGAGACAUUGGCUAUAGAUGCUGAAAAGUUGACCAAACUCAAGACAACAAUGAUGGAACUGAGAAACAAGAUGGAGAAACUCAAGAAAAAGAAAAAGAACUCGAUUAACUUUGAAAUCGUGAAGGAACAGUUCCAGGAAGUUGACGAAGCAAUUGUCCAGUUUACUUGUUUGAAUAGUCAGCUGAAGAGAAAUAUCAAAGAGAUCAUCCCGUCAAGAUCUCAAACAGGAACUAAACGGGUCUAUGAGCUCGCACGCAAUGGAUCAGAAGGUAUUAUGCGGUUAGAGCUGGAAGUUCAGAAAAUCCAAUUUGUUCUUCUGAAGAAGCACAAUGAGGAGAAGAGAAGCAGAGACGCCAUAAGACUAAAGAAGAAGCCCUGCCUAUGUGGAUGCUUUAAUCCUUCAAGUCCUAAUGCAAGUCCCCUAACAGAACUAGCCUGUGAUGAACACAUAGUAUCUGGGGCGGUUGAAUGGCUCUAGCCUAGGAGAUGGGUUAUUUUUAGUUAUCCUUAUUAUAGACAGACAUAGUUUAUCAACUCAAAUGUUUACUCUAAAUAAUUAGUUUCAAAAACAGAAGUUAAUAGAAGUUAGUGGAACAGUUACAGAGA